Molecule: messenger RNA, 1198 nt
Organism: [Candida] anglica
Lineage: Eukaryota; Fungi; Ascomycota; Pichiomycetes; Serinales; Debaryomycetaceae
Source: the annotation of a GenBank genome assembly
UAUUCAUUCAUCAUCGAAAUAGAAUCUCUAAUUUUCUAAUCUAAACUACAAAAAUGACUAUCACUGUUGGUAUUAAUGGCUUUGGCCGUAUCGGACGUCUCGUUUUGAGAGCUGCCUUGUCUAGAUCUGACAUCAAGAUUGUUGCAAUCAACGACCCUUUCAUUGGACCAGACUACGCUGCGUACAUGUUUAAGUACGACUCUACCCAUGGUAGAUACAAGGGUGACGUUCACUCUGAAGAUGAUACUUUGAUCAUUGAUGGAGUGGCCAUCAAGGUUUUAGGCGAAAAGGACCCAUCUGCCAUCCCAUGGGGAAAGCUUGGUGUUGACUAUGUAAUUGAGUCUACUGGUGCCUUCACCUCAUUGGAAGGUUCCCAAAAGCACCUCGUAGGUGGUGCCAAAAAGGUUAUCAUUACAGGUCCAUCUUCUGAUGUUCCUAUGUUUGUUGUUGGUGUCAACCAUGAAACUUACACUCCAGAUCUCAAGAUUAUCUCCAAUGCUUCUUGUACUACCAACUGUUUGGCCCCAUUGGCCAAGAUUAUCAAUGACAAGUUUGGUAUUGAGGAAGGUUUGAUGACUGCCGUGCACUCCUUCACUGCCUCUCAGAGAACUGUUGAUGGACCCUCCCAUAAGAACUGGAGAGGUGGUAGAACUGCUUCUGGUAACAUUAUUCCUUUCUCAACUGGUGCCGCCAAGGCUGUUGGUAAGGUUAUUCCAGAAUUGAACGGCAAGGUUACUGGUAUGUCCUUUAGAGUUCCAACUGCCGACGUUUCUGUUGUUGAUUUGACGGUUAGAUUGAAGACUGGGGCUACAUAUGCUGAAAUCGCCGCAGCUGUCAAGGAAGCUGCUGAUGGUCCAUUGAAGGGGAUCGUUGGGUACACUUCCGAUGCUGUUGUCUCCACUGAUUUCUUGCUGGACACCCAUUCUUCAAUCUUUGACGAAAAGGCAGGUAUCUUAUUGUCCCCAAACUUCGUUAAAUUGAUUUCUUGGUACGAUAACGAAUUUGGUUACUCCAAUAGAGUUGUCGACUUGUUGGAACAUGUUGUUGCUGUUUCUAAAUAAUUUUACUACAAAAAAAUAGUUCUAUAGAGUAAGGUCUAGAUGAGUUUACAUAACCGAAUAGAAUAAAUAUAUGGAAAACCUAUACUAAAAAAAAUGGUUUUUUGUAGUAUUACUAUUUUUUUUUUGGUUAUAUUACC